GUCUACCAUCAGGUUGUAUAUUGUGCAGACCAGGCCGAAAACCAGGUUUCACAUUGGGCUGAUGCUACAUAUAUGGCUCUUCGGACGUCCUCUCAGUCUUCCUUGUGCUCUCACCAGUCAGCCAAUGAAGUUCUCAACCAGGGUCAUUCCCAUUACUAUAUUCGCUUCCACUAUCACAACGGCCCUUGCUGCUUCUGUUCGUACCAAGCCGAGGGGUCCAGUAAAGCCAGACUCGUACAUUGUCGUGCUGAAAUCCGGCGAAGAUAUAGAACGUCAUAUCGAGGAUAUCACUCGGAUAUCCACCCGAAGCCCUGGGUCAGAAUUUUCAAUCAAUCACCGGUAUGAACUCCUGAAUGGCUACUCCGCACACGCAAUUGGAGCACCCCUUUCUCGCAUUUUCGGUUGCCCCGAAGUUAAAUAUGUCGAAGCUGAUGGCAUAGCUUCCAUUUACGAUGACCUCCACGAAGCGAAUGAGGGGUGUGCGACAGAGUGCAACGAUGUCCCAGCCGAAAUAAGGGAUGACCCAGGUGAACUCGGAGGACGCGACGGUCCACUUGGGAAUGGGGGUGGAGUGGAUAUUUAUUUGUUCGAUAGCGGUAUCUUCUUUGGGCACCUCUGCUUUGGCGGCCGUGCACAUGAUGGUUAUACCGGUAGUGAUUACUCCCCGAAUGAUGUCAAUGGUCAUGGCACAAUGAUGGCCGGGAUAGCAGUGGGGAACCCGUAUAGCGAGGCGACCGGGGCCAACAUUUAUUCGGUCAAGGUUGUCUCCGAUGCAGGCGUGGGACCUCUGUCCAAGGUAAUCGAUGGCGUCAUCUGGGUUGUCCAACGAUCCGCAUCGUCUGGCCACCAUUCCAUCCUACUGGUAACCAUUACCUUCGACUACAAUUUAGCCAUUAACGAAGCCAUCGAUACUGCCAUCAGCCAUGGUUUGCACGUUGUAGUCGCUGCAGGGAACCGAGGAAUGGACACAGGAUUAUUCAGUCCUACUUCUGUUCCUGGGGCUAACACCAUUGGCGCUAUCGAGGACUGUUUCAAAAUGGUAUCGUGGUCCAACUAUGGAGCUUUCAUCACUGUUUUUGCCCAGGGCAUCCGUCUUGUAGUUCCUUAUAUCAGCGCCCCGAACGCGCAGAAGUUCGCGAGUGGCACUGGCCUGUCAGCUGCUAAGGUUGCGAGUGCGUUAGCCAUUCAGUUAGCUCACAAGGAAUAUCUGGUGCCUCCUUCCGUCCUAAAGGGUGCCUUAAUUAGCCAUGCUGUCGGAGACGUUUGGGGCGUGCCAAUUGGAACCCCGGGCUUGAGGUUACAAUCUUUGAGCCUGUGGCACUUGGCAGCUGCAUGACCUGCUUCAGAAUCUGAUUUUCCCGCUUCUUGUACCCAGUCAUUUAUGUGUUUGCUGCUCUUUAGCAGGUGUGGACGUGCACAGUGAACCUACAGAACCGGGGCUCAAUUGGGUACCCAUUUUGCGUUGUUAAGCCUAUCUGAUAGGGUGUUUUUCUAUAAGGGGCCUCCUGCAAUUGCACUUAGGCAGGACUCCAGCCUCUAUGACUUCGUAAUAUUAUAGAGAGGCUGGAAUCAAACCUCGGUUCAUGAAUGCGGAUUUUUACUGAAUGGUUGUCGCAGUUAGAAAAGGGUUCACGGUUGCCACGGGUGACCUAAUCAAUACAGUUUGAA
This is a messenger RNA of Cantharellus anzutake, 1668 nucleotides long. Its product is annotated as peptidase S8/S53 domain-containing protein. NCBI's taxonomy places the organism in Eukaryota, Fungi, Basidiomycota, Agaricomycetes, Cantharellales, Hydnaceae. The record is from RefSeq and is a predicted model, not a curated record. Gene Ontology annotation, biological process: proteolysis. The coding region runs from base 62 to 1336 and encodes 424 amino acids. Gene Ontology annotation, molecular function: serine-type endopeptidase activity. The transcript is spliced from 4 exons.